Entrophospora sp. SA101 is the source of this 1083-nucleotide messenger RNA. Lineage: Eukaryota; Fungi; Glomeromycota; Glomeromycetes; Entrophosporales; Entrophosporaceae. The record is from the annotation of a GenBank genome assembly.
AUGUCAAAAGAAUUUAAUUUUGAAGAAAACCCACAUAGACGUUUUAAUCCAUUAACAAAUUCAUGGGUAUUAUGUUCACCUCAACGUGCUAAACGCCCCUGGUUAGGUCAGGUGGAAUCUAGUACUCUAGAAAUUUUACCAAGCUAUGAUCCAAAGUGUUAUUUAUGUCCAGGAAAUUCACGUGCUCAAGGUGAUCAUAAUCCUAAUUACUCAAACACAUUUUUAUUUGAUAACGAUUUUUCAGCUGUUGAAUCAAUCUCACCUGAUUAUGAAACAGAAGUUUCUGAUAAAUUUUCAUGGUUGUUAAGAACACAAAGUGUAAAAGGUCAAUGUAAAGUGAUGUGUUUUUCACCAAACCAUAAUGUAACAUUAGCAGAAAUGUCACAAGAAGAAAUUUCAAAGGUUGUUGAAACCUGGAUAGAAAUAUAUCAAGGAUUAUCAUCAAUUCCACAUAUAAAUUAUAUUCAAAUUUUUGAAAAUAAAGGUGCAAUAAUGGGAUGUUCCAAUCCACAUCCACAUUGUCAAAUAUGGAGCACUGAUUCAAUACCAUGUGAACCAACAAAAGAAUUUGAAUCAAUGACAAAUUAUUUUGAAAAAUAUCAAACAUGCUUAUUGUGCGAUUAUAUUUUAGUAGAAGAAGUUAAAGGGAAAAUACGUGUAGUUUAUGAAAACAAUUCAUUUGUUUGUUUGACACCUUAUUGGAGUGCUUGGCCAUUUGAAACUAUGAUAAUCUCAAAAUUUCAUUUAAGAAAUUUUAAUGAUUUUUCAAAACAUGAUGGAAAUUCGUUAAUAAAAGAUUUUUCAAACAUUCUACGUAUUAUUACUUGUAAAUAUGACAACUUAUUUCGGUGUAGUUUCCCUUAUUCAAUGGGCAUACAUCAAUCACAAACUGACAAUGAUGGUAAAACUCAUAUUUGUGAUUCACAUUUUCAUGUGCAUUUUUAUCCUCCAUUAAGAAGUGCUGCCAUCAAAAAAUUCAUGGUUGCAUAUGCUGAUCCUCUACGUGAUAUCACCCCAGAACAAGCUGCUGAAAGAUUAAGAAAUUGUUCCGAGAUUCAUUAUAAAGUUCAAAAAAAAAAAUAA